AUGUCAGAUGAUGAUGCUGCAAUGGAUUCAAUGGAUACAGAAGAAGAUAUUUUUUGUCCAAGAAAACGUAGCCUUGGCUCUAAUGUCAGGAGGGUUAAAAGUUUACGUACUUUACGAUCACAUUCAAACAGUACUUCCCAUAUAUCUAUGAAUAACUUAAGUGUACGUCGUAGCACGCGUAAUAGAAUGCAAACAUAUGAUAAUCUUAAUACUAGUUGGAUUUUAGGUACGCAGACAUUGAAAGGUUAUCCUAUGUUUCAACAGCAUGGUUCUUCAUCUGAUAAAGAAAUGGUGGAUGAAGUUUCUGAGAGAAAACGUGAUGUUAGAGAGAGAAUGCCUCUUAGAUCACGUGAAAAUCAUCCUCCAAAUAAAAAUUCAACUAGGCAUAUUAGAGAAAGGGCAGAACAUGAUAGACAAAACAGUAGAGAACUUAGAGGGAGAGGUGAUCGUGAUCCUAGAGAAAAAACAGAACAAGAUAAAGAUCUUAGAGACCUUAAAGAUAGGCAAGAAAGGGAAAGAACAGAGAGAGAACAUAAAGACAAAAUAGAAACCAGAAGUAAAUCUAAUGAAGAAAAAGAUGUAAGAACAAGAAAAUCUGAUAGUCCAAGUAGACUUAGAGAAGGACCUGUUACAAGACUUGGUGGAAGUUUAGGUGAAAAGGAUGUAAAACCUAAAGUAGAACGUGUUGAAGCUGAUGAAGAUAGUUCACAAGAAAGUGAAAAAGCAGAAAAUAAUGAUAACUCUGAAAAUGAAGACAGUUACGAAGAUAUGUAUACCCGUAUUAAGCGAACCAGAAGAACGGCACAACGGCAAUUACAAAGGGGUAACAAGCUUACAGUGGUAGAUAGUGAUUUAAGUGAAUCCUCUGAUUCCCCUGGCCCUAGAAAGUAUAGUUUACGUCAAAAGAAGCCAGCUGUAGAUAGAUUUCAAGCUAAUGUAGAACCAGUUCGACGAUCUAUAAAAGCACUUAGAAGUGUUCUUAGUAACUCCAUGAGAAGGCGUAAACAUAGAAGUAAAAGUACAAGCUCUAGUGAUUCUAGCGAUUCAGAACCUCAACGUUAUGAUAAGAAGAAAAGCAAAAAAGCAAGGCAAUCAGCAAUACCUCAAGGUGGACCACCUGACCGUAAAGCAGAUAUAAAUCCAAUUACUUUAGAUACUAAUAUUAGAUUCAACGAUGUUGGAGGCUUAGAGUCGCAUAUUCACUGCCUUAAAGAAAUGGUUGUUUUUCCUAUGAUGUAUCCAGAUGUUUUUGAACGUUUUCAUAUUACCCCACCAAAAGGAGUAUUAUUUCAUGGUCCACCAGGAACCGGUAAGACGUUAAUAGCUAGAGCGUUGGCAAAUGAAUGUAGUCAAGGCAGUAGAAAAAUGUCAUUCUUUAUGAGAAAGGGCGCAGAUUGUUUAUCCAAAUGGGUCGGCGAAUCUGAACGCCAGUUGCGAUUGUUGUUUGAGCAGGCUCAACAAAUGAAACCGUCCAUAAUAUUUUUUGAUGAAAUAGAUGGCCUUGCACCUGUUAGAAGUACGAAGCAGGAUCAAAUUCAUGCUAGUAUCGUAUCUACUCUUUUGGCGCUUAUGGAUGGCCUCAGUGAUAGAGGGGAGGUAAUAGUUAUUGGAGCAACAAAUAGGAUAGAUGCAAUUGAUCCAGCAUUACGUAGACCGGGUCGUUUCGAUCGAGAAUUGUUUUUCCCCUUACCUGCUAUGAAAGAAAGAUUAGAAAUAUUGAAAAUCCAUGUUAGUAAAUGGAAAAAUCCCCCGUCUGAUCAAUUGUUAGAAGUAUUAGCUGAAAAAGCAACUGGUUAUUGUGGGUCAGACUUAAGAGCUCUGUGCACAGAAGCAGUCUUGCAAGGAUUGCGAAGAACGUAUCCCCAAAUAUAUAUGACUAAUAAUAGAUUACUUUUAGAUCCUGAACGAGUUGAAGUGAAAAAACGAGAUUUUUUACAAGCUAGCUCUAUUCUUGUACCAUCAUCACAAAGAGUAUCUCCUUGCGCUGGAAGAAAAUUGCAACCUUUUAUGGAACCCUUAUUAGGACCAUUGUUGGAAGAGUUACUUAGUUCAACAAAAGGAAUAUUUCCUCAAGGAGUUAAUCCUGCUAUGGCUAAAGUAAAAAUUACCAAAGGAAUACAUCGUCCAAGGUUAUUGGUUUCUGGUGGAAAUUUAUCUGAAGGUCAAGGGCCAUAUUUAGCACAAGCUCUAUUGUAUCAUAUGGAACAUUUACCGGUUCAAACAUUAGACGUUAGCACUCUUUUUGCAGAAAGUGGACGAUCUCCAGAAGAAACCUGUGUGCAGGUAUUUAACGAAGCUGCCAGGAAUGUACCGUCCAUAAUUUAUAUUCGGUCGAUUGAUCAGUGGUGGCCACUUGUACCUGAAACUGUAAAAGCAGUUUUUUUAUGCCGUAUAGCAGCACUAGAUCCUUCAUUGCCUAUUUUAAUUUUAGCCACAAGCGAUAGAACAUAUCAGGAUCUUCCUACUCAAUUACAGAGUCUGUUCAGUGAACUUCGCGGUGAAGUUUAUUCUAUGAAAACACCAACAGCAGAGCAAAGAUCGAAAUUCUUCCGACCUAUUUUUAUGAUUCAGUGUCUAAAACCACCAAAAAUAAAGGACGACAAAGUAGAAGUUUUAGAAGAGCUUCCUUUAGCACCGAACCCUUUACCAAAGAAAUUAACGGAAGAGGAAAAGAAAAUGAUAUACGAAAAGCAAGAAGUUUCAUUAAGGGAAUUAAGAAUUUUCUUGAGAGAAAUUUGUGCAAAACUCGCAAGAAAUAGACAAUUUUUCAUGUUUACAAAACCAGUAGACACAGAAGAGGUACCGGAUUAUAAUAUGAUAAUAAAGCAACCUAUGGAUUUAGAAACAAUGAUGACAAAGAUUGAUAUGCAUUGUUACCUGUGUGCUCGAGAUUUCCUUGAUGAUAUUGAUCUUAUUUGUAGAAAUGCUUUGGAAUAUAAUCCUGACAGCUUACGUGAUAGGCCCUCCCUUGGAAUAUUAAAGAGAGAUCCAGCAGAUAAAUUGAUAAGGCACCGUGCGUGCUCCCUUCGUGAUAAUGCGUAUGCAUUAAUAAAAGCAGAAUUGGAUUCCGAUUUUGAGGAUAAAUGUCGUGAAAUUUCGAAAAAUCGCAGGAUCAUUGAAAGUACGACCCACAAGGAAGCGGAAAAUAAAAAUCAAUCGAAAACAGAACAACCUAUAUCCACGGUCGAACGAACGGAUAAAAAGGAUACCGCAAGUCCUAGUCAUUCUCUUGUCGUAAAUGGAAGACGAUACAAUAGUUCUAGAAAGCGUAGGAUACCAGCCUGGGCUAGGGGUUAUGUAAAAAAGGUUCACAAAAAGAAAAAAAUUGCAUUCGAUGAUAAUGUGACUGUAUCUGAUAACAAGGUUUGCCUGACCACUGAAACUACGAGCAUCGAUUUAGAAAAAUUCCAAGAAUUUGAAACCGAGGCGAACAGUGUCUUAAACGGGCAUGUACCUUUGUUCGAUAAUACCGAUUCCGAGAAUGAUUCACAGAAUGAAUAUUCAAAAGACGCACAGGAAAUUCAGAGCAAUAAUAUCAUUGAUCAAAAGAUGGAUGAAAUCGAAAACAUGGAGAUAAGUUUUACGGAAGAAGAUAAGAAUGUCGAAAAUAGUGCGUCCAAUUCGUCGUCUAGACGAGAAAGUAUGGAUGAAUUGUCGUUUGCUAUCGAAAGUGAUUCUAGUCCAGCGAGAUUCGAAGAAAACGAGAAGCUUGUGGUAGAUAAAAACAAAUUGGAGAGCGCAUGGCACUACACUGUUGAAAUUACACAGAAUUUUCCGGUUGAAGUACUGUGCGACAUUUAUGUACAAUUGAGUCGAUGUGUAGGAAAAUAUGCUCAGAGUUAUGACAGAAAAUCACUGCCAAAGGACUUGCUCAAGGAAGUGAAAAGGUUUGAAGAGUUCAAGACAACAUACGAGAAAGUUCAUUAUGUCGCUAAUCAAACCGAGACGUUAUAA
Messenger RNA from Habropoda laboriosa, 3954 nucleotides. RefSeq names its product ATPase family AAA domain-containing protein 2-like. The transcript is spliced from 15 exons. Gene Ontology annotation, cellular component: nucleus. The coding region runs from base 1 to 3954 and encodes 1317 amino acids. NCBI's taxonomy places the organism in Eukaryota, Metazoa, Arthropoda, Insecta, Hymenoptera, Apidae. The record is from RefSeq and is a predicted model, not a curated record. Gene Ontology annotation, biological process: positive regulation of transcription by RNA polymerase II. Gene Ontology annotation, molecular function: ATP binding; ATP hydrolysis activity; chromatin binding.